Messenger RNA from Symbiodinium necroappetens, 1029 nucleotides. The record is from the annotation of a GenBank genome assembly. Lineage: Eukaryota; Dinophyceae; Suessiales; Symbiodiniaceae.
AUGGCACAGUCCACUACCCGGAUACAGUCAGCCGAAAGUGGCCGCGCAGCAUUUGGUCACAGCGUGACUGACCUCUUCGAGGGCCAGCUGGCAUUUCUGUCGCAUAUCAGGGCCUACGAGGAGCAACUCAAGGAGAUCGCCGACGAUAUCGCAUCGAUCUCUGGCAUGAGGAGCCGUCAGGACGGCUGGGCAGUUAAGUCCUCGAAGGCACUGUCUGGCUUGCUGAGGCACAAUCAGAAGCUCAAACUGGGGAAGUACCUCGAAGCUACGAUGGAGCAGAUCGAGGAAUCGUCUGUCAGGCCUUUCAGCUGGGCGCUUCGGAAGUUCUUUGCUUUCCUUAUGGCGAACUCUAAAGGUCGCUUCCAGACGUGGAUCGCUCCUACUGCCUGCAGCUUCGAACGCUUCCUCGACUGGGACUUCUCCAUUGGGGUCUCCGCGAUACAGGGACACUCUCGACUCCCAGAGCAGGUGUCAGAGGUUGCUUGUGGGGAAUGGCUGAUCCAGCAGCGAUGUGGGGAACUCGGAUGCAUUUUUCACGCAUCUGAGAACCGCAAUUAUGAGUCCAUCAAACGCGAUGGCCUCCUGCUGCGGGCAACCAGACACGGAUGGCAACGUCACCGGAUGGCAAUUCACUUUGUCUAUGCCGGUGGGUCUGCGUCUCCCGGUCCUGGCACGGUCGUCCGAUACGGAAGCAACAUCUUCUACGAACAGCUCGACAUCGGCAGACUGAAGCACGAAGAGAAACAGCGUGCUGCCAGAGCAAGCUCCUCCUUUGAGGAGGCAGCUCCAUCGGCAGCCGACUGCUUUUCUGCUGCCACGGGAGGCUCUCCGUCUGGAGAGGUACCUAUGUUGGAUCAGGAAUCGCUUCGCCGUCUUAUUCGAGAGGACGAACUUCGUGAGGCAGCCAAGAGGUCCACAGCUGAAGAGGGUACUACUCGGUACUCCUAUGAAGCUGGCGACACCGUGCAUGGGCGAGUGGACGGAAUUCGUCUCCAGCAAGAGGAAGAGCUCAGGGACAUCAUCCAGAAG